AAGGGAAGAGACGGAGCGCGAGGGAGAGCGUGUGCGCGCCCCUCCCUCCUACCCCGCCGUCACCACUCCCUCCCAUCCCACUGCCACCUCUCACCCCGUCGUCGCCUCUCACUCCCACCUCCCUGUCGCCUCUCCCUCCCACCCCGCCAUCGCCACUACCUCCCAUCCCGCUGCCGCCUCUUCUCCCAUCCCGCCGCGGCCACUCCCUCCUAUUUCGCCGCUGCCUCUCCCUUCUCCCCGCCAUCGCCACUUCUUCCAUCCCCGCCGUCGCCUCUGCUUCCCUCCCCACCAUCGCCUCUCCUUCCCUCUCCGCCGUCGCCUCUCCUUCCCUCUCCGCCGUCGCCUCUCCUUCCCUCCCCGCCGUCGCCUCUCCUUCCCUCCCCGCCGUCGCCUCUCCUUCCCUCCCGCCGUCGCCCCUCCUUCCCUCCCCGCUGUCGCCUCUCCUUCCCUCUCUGCCGUCGCCUCUCCUUCCCUCUCCGCUGUCGCCUCUCCUUCCCUCCCCACCGUCGCCUCUCCUUCCCUCCCCGCCAUCGCCUCUCCUUCCCUCUCCGCCGUCGCCUCUCCAUCCCUCCCCGCCGUCGCCUCUCCUUCCCUCCCUGCCGUCGUCUCCGGCGACAAGUGCACGAGCGCAAGCGUGAGUUGGUUCGCGAGCACGGGUCAGUGCGCGAGCGCGGGUCAGUGCGCGAGGGCGGGUUGGUCCGCGAGCGCGGAUUUUUCUCUGAGGCACCGUCAUUAUCAGAGGUUGACGAUAGAUUCAACUAGCGCCAUGGCGUCGUGGCAGCUUUCCGUUCUCACCCUCUGCUCGCUCGCGUCACUGCUGACGCCUGCUGCGGCGCGGCCUACCAAGGAGGACUUCAUUGACGAAUUGAAGAAGACCCGCGACGCGCUUGAGGAUUCCAAGCUGAACGGCCGAUAUUCCGCCACCCACACGCUCCUUAACCACGUCAUCCCUCAACUGGAGACCGACUGGAACCCGAAUGAAGAUUUCCUCAACAAAGUGGACCACAAAACUUUCAUGCUGCCCGAGGACCGCGCCAUUGCUUCCUCCGCCCCUGACGCGCUCGCCAUGAUGGUGAAAACCGGCUUGAAGCGCGGCGACGUCGACCCCUUCACCAAGCUCUUUCGCGCUCAGAUGCUCGACGCCGUGUAUGAGGAGGACGACCUCGCGAAGGCGUCGGAGGACGUGAAUGGCCGCAGCGUUGGUACGGAUCAGAUUGUGGACGCGACGACUAAGUCGAAGAAGGUGGCGAUUGGAAAGGGCAAGGCUAAGGUUAAGAAUGCUGGGAUUUUCAGGGAAAGAUUUCUUACCAUCCAUGGCGUCGACGCGUCGCAGCCGGAAGAGUAA
Molecule: messenger RNA, 1345 nt
Organism: Closterium sp. Yama58-4
Lineage: Eukaryota; Viridiplantae; Streptophyta; Zygnematophyceae; Desmidiales; Closteriaceae
Source: the annotation of a GenBank genome assembly